Messenger RNA from Rhopalosiphum padi (bird cherry-oat aphid), 2655 nucleotides. RefSeq lists its product as uncharacterized. The transcript is spliced from 2 exons. The record is from RefSeq and is a predicted model, not a curated record. Bases 513 to 2354 code for a protein of 613 amino acids. NCBI's taxonomy places the organism in Eukaryota, Metazoa, Arthropoda, Insecta, Hemiptera, Aphididae.
UAUGGCAUGUGCCAACAAAUAAUAAUGGGAACAAUAUUGCUUAUUUUAGUUAAAUGUUUAAUUGCGUAAUAUUAGGCUAAUGAAGCAAAUGAGCUGAGGCAGCACCUUGUAAAAUAAUAUUUAAGGACGUAAGCACCACAGUAGGGGGUCAGUGCGGGUUUCGAGUGAGAGACGCAUAUAUCUUGUGAGCGAUUCAUAGAGACCCGUAUUUUUGUGUGUUUGUUUUAUGUAAAAUAAAGUAUUUCGUGAUAGUGUUAAUUGUUUAUAGAUCUUUUUGUGUGCCUUCGAGAGAUAGGUAUACUACAGUGGCGCCCAACGUCAUUCGUAAUCCACUACCCGAAUUACUUUUGAACAUUUGUGUUUUUGUUUGUUUUUGUGUUGAUUAAAUACAAGUCAUUUUUGUGUGUUUUACUUUUACACAUAUCGCGUUUUAAACUUUAUCAGAUUGAACUCUCACGGCAGGAAGACUACGACCAAUUGGAUCCACAAUUUUUGUGUUUUACACACUCGAGAUGUUUUUUAAAAUCCUCACAGUCGUUACAGUACUCAUCAACGCUAACGCAGAAGAAGAUAUAGCUGUAAUUUUAUCUCCCGGAGCCUUUUUUGACGAGGUACCAGAGGCCAUUCUAUAUGACAAAAGCAUUCCUCUAAUCUAUACACAGGAAUUGCAAGACGAUUACCCAGAUGACAAUUUGGAAAAUAUAAAAAAUAACUGGGGGGUUGAAAAAUACUGUGAAAAUAAAAACACAAACUACUGCAACAUUGUCAACCAAACAAUAGAUAUAUUAAGCACCAUAAAUAAAAACAUAAGAGAAAGCGAUACAAACACAUUAGAUUUAAAUAAAGGCCUAUUAAACAGUAGAUCAAAAAGGGGAAUUCAAUUUUUCGGGAAUUUAUAUCACUUCUGUUGUAAUGUCGCAACAGAAAAACAAUUAAAAACUUUUUACACAAAUGAAGAAAUGUUAGAUCAACAAAUUAACAAAUUUAAAAACGUUUUCGCAUCAGACCAUAAAGAUCUAACAAACAUAACUACAGAACUCAAUAAAUACACAAAAAAUACUAAAAACAAUAUCAAAUUAUUAAAAGAUAGUUUUUCAAAAUUUAUAAAUGAAGAAAAAAUAAAUAACUUACUAGAAAAAACAAAUCAGGAGAAUAUGAUUCAAGGUAUCCAAGAAAUAACAUACAAUUUAAUUUCAGUAAUUCUAAAAUUUACAAAUAAUGAAAGAGAUACAAAUAUUCAUUUACACUGUAAGCUACAUAAAAUUCCAGCAAGGAUCAUAAAAUCAAAAAUACUGUAUAACGACUUAAUAAAAUUAAUAAGGGCAAUCGAAAGAGAUGGAUAUGAAUUAACUAUACCAUUAGAACAUUUUCAUACAUAUUAUAACUUACCAAUUACCGAAUGUCAAUUUUCAAAAUCAAAAAUUCUAAUUAAAAUAAAAAUACCUAUCCAAGAAAAAUCUGCAAAAUGGAAACUAUAUCAAUACAUUCCAACUCAUUUUAAGUUUCACGAGUCUACUUGCAUUAUAUACUCAGAAAAAACAUAUAUAGCGAUAAAUACCAUGAAUGAUGAACACAGGAUAAUAUCAGGAAUCGGCCUACAACACUGUGACCCACCAAUCACGGACCUAUGUUAUAUUCCAAAAUUUUCAUCUGAUAUUACCCUUUCCCCAAAAUGUGUGGAAGCAAUCUUUAAAAACAAAAAAUUAGAUAUAAUUAAUCAAUACUGCUAUUUCCAGUGCAUUAAACAAUAUGAUGACGACUCUAUAAUAAUAAAACAAAUAGGAAUAAACACAUACGUCAUAACUAACCCACAACCUACCUUAAGCAUAAAAAAAGAAAUAUUGAAUAUAACCAAAACAGAAGAACUUAAAUUAAAUUACAAUCACCCAGGUUUAAUAAAAAUAACCUUUCCGUGUAACUAUGAACUAUUAAGAAAUGAUAUCAUUUUAAUACCAAAAAUGUACCCUUGCGAAACUAACAAUUUAAAUACAUACUCAGUCAAAAGGGUAUUACCAGUAUCAUGGACAAAAAUUAAAUCAUUAAAUAUAAACCACGAGAAUAAAAAAGAAAGUAUAUCCUUUUCAAAUUUGACGGAAAUUUUAAAUCAAAAUUGGAUCGAUGAAAUUCCUAACUUUCACGUAACAAAACAAAUACGAGACCCCGAAAAAUACUUUAAUGAUAUAAUGUUAAAAAAAAUACCACAACCACUUAUUGAUGAUUUCUUAGGUGACAUAAUUUAUAUAACAUGGUUAACCAUGCUUACCAUAAUAAUAGGGUUCAUAGGAUAUAAAAUAUACCCAGCUAUUAUCAAAAUAAACAUGUUAACCAUGCCCCCUCCUAUUCCACAAAGAUAAUUAUAUGAAGUUAAAUAAACAAAUAAUUAAUAGACUGGUUACACAUUAACAAAACGAAAUUGGUUAUAUAUAAAAAUCACAAUGUAAGACCAACUACAAAAUACGUUCGAACAUCAUAAUAUUACAAUAAAUGAAUAAAAUAUAAACAAUACAAUCUCCAAUACAUACUCAAAAAAAAUAAUCCAUUUCGCACAAAUAAAAUCAUUAUAAAUUAAUCCAAGAAGCUACUGAUGUUGUUACACUUAUAAAAUCAAUUUCACAAAAAUGUAAACAGUGAGAUGAAAAAAAAAAAAAAAAAUAA